Anopheles merus is the source of this 2174-nucleotide messenger RNA. It is a transcript of the gene Pef, whose product is annotated as peflin. Gene Ontology annotation, molecular function: calcium ion binding. NCBI's taxonomy places the organism in Eukaryota, Metazoa, Arthropoda, Insecta, Diptera, Culicidae. The record is from RefSeq and is a predicted model, not a curated record. The transcript has 3 exons. Bases 179 to 808 code for a protein of 209 amino acids. Gene Ontology annotation, biological process: COPII vesicle coat assembly.
CGUCCCGUCAUUUGUCAUUUGGUUCGCCAGCUAGGUAGAGCAAAGAGAGCAAAAAAAAAUCGCGUCGGCAAUAGGCAGCACCGUGUUGUUCGCGUUCGUUUUAUCUGUACGUGAUUAAGUUAUUAUUCCCAUUCUGGAGUGUUUGUGUGUUUGAGCGAAGAUAGAAAUCUAGACGACGAUGGCUUAUCAGGGAGGAUACCCGCAACAACAGUAUGGAGGCUAUGGACAAAACCCGGCUGCAGCGGGCGGGUACGGAGGCGGUUACGGUGGUUACGCACCGCCACCGCAGCAACCGCCCGUCAAUCCGGAAAUCCAGAACAUUUUCCGCAACAUCGACAAAGACAACACAGGCCGCAUCAACAACCGGGAGCUGCAGCAAGCGCUGAUCAAUGGACGGGGCGACCACUUCUCCGACAUGGCCUGCAAUUUGAUGAUCAGCAUGUUCGAUCGCAACAAGACCGGCACGGUCGACAUCUACGACUUUGAGAAGCUGUACAACUACAUCAACCAGUGGCUGCACGUGUUUAAGAACUUCGAUCGCGACGCAUCCGGCCACAUCGAGGAGUCCGAGCUGACCCAAGCGCUGACGCAGAUGGGUUUCCGCUUUUCGCCCCAGUUCAUACAGUACCUGAUUGCGAAAAACGAUCCCAUCAACCGGAAGGAAAUCUCGGUCGACCAGUUCAUCGUGACGUGCAUCCAGAUACAGCGCUUUACCGACGCGUUCCGCGUCCGGGAUACCGAACAGAAGGGCAUCAUUACGAUCGGGUUCGAGGACUUUCUCGGCAUCGCGCUCUCCAUGUGUUCCUAAAACUGUGCCGGCGGGGACAGUCAGGCCGAAUGAACUUCGAUGCUCCUAACCUAACCGCUAUCGUUUCCACACACACACACACACACUGAGACACACAUACACACACACACUUGGACACGGACACACAGCCGACACAACACAUCAACACAAACACGGGGCAGCGAUAAAAGUAAAGCACGGUAAUGAUUCACUGUUAAAGUAUUCUACUAACGGACAAAGCGACAAAGCGACAACACAAAACCAGGAUGUGUGUGUGUGAAGAUGUGUGAAGUACGGAAAGACCUGGCCCGGAGAGGAUGGACGAUACCGGAUGUUUGUCUGGAUGAGCCUUAUUCAGUUGAAUGAAAUACGCUUUUGUGAGAAUCAAAAAGAACGAACACUCAGAUGGAGAGGAAAGGAACUCGCUGAAAUGGGGGGGAAUCACCCGCAAACCAAGCGGACGCAGACGCGAAACAAUCAGUGCAACAAAUGAUGCCCAAGCAAAAGUACUGUAAACCCGGUUAACAUUCAUUAACUUAUUCCUCAUGCCCGUAACACCAAUAAUAAUCAUCGUAUCGUAGUGAAGCAGAAAGGUGUAAGGCCGCAAAUACACGACGCGCGUUUCCGCGGGCGCGUUUAAACGCGUAUAACAGUUCCGCAGAGAUAUCCAGCUGGGUAUCUCUGCGUUUCCACGGUAGCGCGUUCGAAUGACAUUUCAUUUCUAUGGCUGGAUUGUUAUACGCGUUUCCGCGGGCGCGGAAACGCGCGUCGUGUAUUUGCGGCCUAAUAGUACAGCAGAAGGUUCAACUAGACACACAGGAAAAUGGCACACAAACACACACACACAGAUAGAAAAACAACUCAUAUGCGUCAUAAUUUAUAUCUACUUCAAAAAGCUAGAGCAAAACGGCAUUUGCGGAAACGGAGAUUGUACGUCAAGUAGUGCCGGUGGAGGCAACAGGAAGGGAUGCAGGAUGGGAAAGGGCGGCAAACAUGCAUGCCAAACAUUAAUGCGGGCCGCAUCAUCCACAUGCGUCUUGGGUUCCGCGAGGAGAUAGAGAGCGAUUCCCCUGUGCUGCUCGUGUGUGUACUCUGCUGGAGCCAGUUAUAUCUUUUGAGUUGAUUAGCAAUGGUUUCUGCGCAUUGGAGCUAUCGUCGUCGUCGUCGUCGUCUUGUGUGGUGUAAGUUUUUCGCAACCGCCGCCAGAUUGUGCUGAAUGAUGAUGUUGGGUGGGGGUUAUGGGGCAGCUAGCUACUAGCGCGCUCUCCUAGUAACUUGGGCGAAGGUAGCAGUAGCGAGCGGGGUCCGGUGGUGGCGGCGAUGGCAACAACGACGAAACAAUUAUUGUAUUUUAUUCUAUUGGUAAUAAAUGUACUAUUAUCUAAUA